GCUGCAGGCAGGCAGGGUGACACACUUUCCUGCUUCACCUCACCGCCUGCCACAUGCAGCUGGAUCGGCUCUCGGCUCGCUGACGGCCGCAUGCUGCUCCACCGCCGGGCUGAGAGAAGCGCUGGGAAACUGCAGGAACCCUGAGAGCUCCAGCUUCCAGCGAGGAAUCAGAAAAAAGGGAAAAACUGGAGCGGAUGCGUGUUGUUUGACCUGACGGCUGAUCCGGUCCUGGUUCGUCACUGAGGUCAGCUGCUGCCUCCUGAGAGGCGGACUGGGAGCAGCGCCGAGAAUAAAGCGGGAUUAAAGUUAUCUGCUGGUUUGGAGGGAAAAACGGAGACCUACCGAGACAGAGGCCAGCUUUAGUUAUUUAAAAACAUUCAACAAGGUUUACCAAAGGAAAUGGGCAAAGGAGUUCCGGUCACCUUCUAAGAUGUUUCCUCACCACAGAGAAAGGGAGCAGCCGAUAUUCAGCACUCGCGCCCAUGUUUUCCAGAUCGAUCCCACCACCAAGAGGAACUGGAUACCUGCGAGCAAGCACGCCGUCACUGUGUCCUUCUUCUAUGAUGCCAACCGCAAUGUCUACCGUAUCAUUAGUGUGGGUGGAACCAAAGCAAUUAUCAACUGCACCGUUACACCAAGCAUGACAUUCACCAAGACAUCUCAGAAGUUUGGUCAGUGGGCUGACAGCAGAGCAAACACCGUCUAUGGACUGGGUUUCGCUACCGAACAGCAGCUGCAUCAGUUUUCAGAGAAGUUCAAAGAGGUUAAAGAUGCUGCUCGUUUGGCUCGGGAGAAAUCUCAGGACAAAGAACUAGCCAACACUGCACUAACAAUCGCUGCUCCUCAGUUCUCGCAGGACCUCUCGGAUGAACUCCAGUCUCCGCCAGUGAUGUGCGUGAAUGGACCAGAGGACAAGCUGUUCCGCAGCCAGAGUGCAGAUAUCACCCUGGCCUCUGAGAAGGAGAGGAUUAAGAAGAUGCUUUCAGAAGGAUCUAUUUGUGAGCUCAAUCUGGAGGCUGAGCUUUUCACUCUACAGGACAGCAACUCCAAGUUGGUGGCAGCUUUGCAUGAGGCUAAUGCUAAUGUGGAGCAAUGGAAGAAACAGCUGGCGGCGUAUCAAGCGGAGACUGAAAGGCUUAGAGAACAGGUAAACGAAAUGGAGAUGAGGAGCUCAGAGUUGGAGCGUCGAAUCCAAAACGCAGAGCAGAACCUCAAUAACUCCCUGGAAGAUCGGGAUCGUAUCGAUACUGAGAUCCAGAGGGCUAUAGAAAUUCUUGACAUUAAGAUCUUUGACCUUAAUGACCUUCGACAGAGUCUUGUUAAACUUCUUGACAAAUGAGCGAGACAGUUCAUGUCACAGAACUGGCCGAGACAGAAGGAGCACUUUUUCCAUGGUCAGAGCUACAAGCAAUCUUAAAAAGGAUGAAAUAGAUUUCUGUGCACAUGGAUCGUUGUGCAGGAAAGCGGGUUGCUCCAUAUUUAACCGGUAGCCGUCUUCUAUUACUCUACAUAAUUUACAGAAGAUACAGAUCUAAGAAACAACAUAGUUUCCAUAAUAAAUCACUUCUAACAUAAUUAACUGCAAUAAUCCAACUUUAAAUAAGUAUUUUGCCAUCGUAGACUUUGGAAAUGGUGCUUUUCUUUUCUUUGACUUUUACCAGAAUGAAAAAUAUGCAUUGUUGCUCAUCUUAACAAUUUGAGACUAAAGAAAAAGGAGGAAAAAAAUGCUGAGUAUAAACUUUAUAAGAUUUCUUAAAUAACACACACUAAAUAUUCUUGCAGUUUGUUGAAUAUUUCCAUCAUAUGAUGUUUGAUACUGGCAACACAACUGCACUGUAGUUAAAGUUGCCAAAAUAAAUGAUAAACUGUUUUAAACACUAAAGAAAAAAAGAGACUAGAAUAAUUUGAUAGAACGGAAAAUGAAAGAUCUGAAUUUUGACGCCAAAGAUCACAUGUUGAAUGCAGAAUAAGUUAAGACAUUUUAAUAGUUUAUUUAUAAUAGCUUCUUUGCUUAGAUUAUAAUGAAACUUUAAGCCAGGGUUACUCAAAAUAAUAUAUUGAUAUACAGCUAAAGCAAAUAAAUUUAAGAUAAAUAUUUCCAAAAUAAUUUAGUUUAAAGCUCUGAACAUAAAGAUGAUAGUGAUAGUUUGACAUAAUCUGCUGUGCUUUAUCUUGCAACAAUCUAUUCUAACCUUUAGGUUAAGGCUUAACAUUUUAAUGAGCAUAUCACAUUUAAGAGAGUUGGUCUUUUUUGCCUUCAGUGUUUCAUUAAAUGUUUUUAAUCUCUGUUUUUUUUUUUUCACUUUGAUUUUUGUGCAGUGAUCCAACAGCUUUGGUGCACUGUAUGAGUUUCUCUGAUGUUCUUUAUUACUUGCAGAAACUUUAACUCAUGUUGUAUUAUUUGAAAUAAUCUUGUUUGCAUGAUUUUUUCUUCUUCAAGCCUUAAUAACAACCUUUAAGAAUGCUAGUUAGGAGAUUUGACAGCUUUGUCUUAAACUCUGACUUAUCAGGGUGGAAAUAAAGGCUAA
Cyprinodon variegatus (sheepshead minnow) is the source of this 2528-nucleotide messenger RNA. RefSeq names its product homer protein homolog 3-like. The record is from RefSeq and is a predicted model, not a curated record. Gene Ontology annotation, biological process: regulation of store-operated calcium entry; G protein-coupled glutamate receptor signaling pathway. Gene Ontology annotation, cellular component: dendrite; plasma membrane; postsynaptic density. The transcript has 9 exons. Gene Ontology annotation, molecular function: G protein-coupled glutamate receptor binding. NCBI's taxonomy places the organism in Eukaryota, Metazoa, Chordata, Actinopteri, Cyprinodontiformes, Cyprinodontidae. Bases 431 to 1339 code for a protein of 302 amino acids.